AUGUUGCCACUGUUACUCCAAUUAUUAGCUUCAACAAUUAUAAUCAGUACCAUUCAUGGCCACCAAUAUGUAAUUAAACAAGAUUUUCGUAGUUCUUACCAGUACAACUCAUUUUCGGUGCUUACAAACGAUAUCGGACGAUUAAUCUAUCGUAUCGAAACACAAUAUUCUCUAACAUAUUCCGGAACUAUUAAAUCUAUAUUACCAUUGAGUGAUUUUAUCAUUGUCGCGCGUAUUGAUACAUUUCUUGGAUCAAAUUUUAUCUUUACCUUUCGUAUACUCGAUCCUCGUUUGGGAAUAUGGAUAGAUGGGCGAAUCUCUCAACGAUCAAUGCUUAUCUAUGUAAUCGAAUUGAAUUCUUAUCAACAGAUUAUUGUUGAAACAUCGCCACCACGCACACCACAAAUGUCUUCACUAUACACUGUACGGUUUCGUGACGCGCUAAUGACAAAUAAAAUCUAUGCUGAUUAUAUGCAACGAUCACCUUGGGCGUCUGUCUAUGAUAUACGUUUAUUUAGUAAUGAAUAUCCGCUUGAAUUGUAUCUUGUUGGGUUCGCUGUUGUACAACGACGAACUGAAAUAAUAUUAUAA
This is a messenger RNA of Adineta ricciae, 591 nucleotides long. Lineage: Eukaryota; Metazoa; Rotifera; Eurotatoria; Adinetida; Adinetidae. The record is from the annotation of a GenBank genome assembly.